Messenger RNA from Antrostomus carolinensis (chuck-will's-widow), 2223 nucleotides. RefSeq names its product 1-phosphatidylinositol 4,5-bisphosphate phosphodiesterase delta-4-like. Gene Ontology annotation, biological process: lipid metabolic process; intracellular signal transduction. The record is from RefSeq and is a predicted model, not a curated record. Lineage: Eukaryota; Metazoa; Chordata; Aves; Caprimulgiformes; Caprimulgidae. Gene Ontology annotation, molecular function: calcium ion binding; phosphatidylinositol-4,5-bisphosphate phospholipase C activity. Gene Ontology annotation, cellular component: plasma membrane.
AUGGCAUCGCUGCUGCACAAUGCCCGCAUCCAGCUCACAGACACGCUGGAGCAGAUGCAGCAAGGGACGCUGAUGCGCAAAGUCAAGUCCAAGAGCUGGAAGAAGCAGCGUUACUUCAAGCUGCAGGAUGACUGCAUGACCAUCUGGUACCAAUCCAAGAGGACAGGCAAAAUUGAGUCUGCUUUCUCUAUCAGUGAUGUGGAAACAGUGCGAGAAGGGCAUCAGUCGGAGGUGCUGCAGAGCCUGGCCGAGGAGUUCCCUCCUGAGCGUUGCUUCACCAUUGUCUUCUAUGGCCGCCGGGGCAACCUGGACCUCAUUGCUGGCUCAGCAGAGGAGGCACAGUGCUGGGUCCAGGGCCUGCGCCAGCUCAUUGAGGUGGCCACCAGCAUGGACCAAAGGGAGAAGAUAGACCAAUGGAUUCGUGACUGGUUCCAAAAGGCUGACAAGAAUAAGGAUGGGCGCAUGAACUUCAAGGAGGUGCAGCGUCUCCUCAAGAUGAUGAAUGUGGACAUGAAUGAGGAUCAUGCCCUGCGGCUCUUCCAGGCUGCUGACAAGUCAGACUCAGGGACACUGGAAGGGGAGGAGUUCGUGCUCUUCUACAAGUCCCUGACGCAGCGUGAGGAGGUGCUGAGCCUCUUCCAGGACUUCUCUGAGGAUGGGAAGAAGCUGACACUGCUGGAGCUGGUGGAUUUCCUGCGGCAGGAGCAGCUGGAGAUCGAGGGCACUGAGGAACUUGCUAUGGAGCUCAUCGACAAGUAUGAGCCAUCAGAGACAGCCCGGGCUCGCCAUGUGCUGAGCGCCGAUGGGUUCCUCAUGUACCUCUGCUCCCCGGAGGGCUCCAUCUUCAACCCCCAGCACCGGGCGCUGUGGCAGGACAUGACCCAGCCGCUCUGCCACUACUUCAUCUCCUCCUCCCACAACACCUACCUGAUAGAGGACCAGAUCCGGGGCCAGAGCAGCAUCGAGGGCUACAUCAGGGCUCUGAAACGGGGCUGCCGCUGCCUGGAGGUUUUUGGCCACACCUUCACCUCCAAGAUCCCCUUCCGGGAGGUGGUGAGCACCCUGGGGAAGUACGCCUUCAAGAGCUCAGACUACCCGGUGAUCCUGUCCCUGGAGAACCACUGCAGCAUGGAGCAGCAGGAGGUCCUGGCCCAGCAGCUUAAGGCCAUUCUGGGGGAACAGCUCCUCACCACCACCACCGAUGGGCACGUCCCCACCCAGCUCCCGUCCCCAGAGGAGCUGAAACACAAGAUCCUACUGAAGGGGAAGAAGAUCGGGCGGCUGGAGGACAGGCUGGAUGGGCCAGGGGAUGAGGCACCUGAUGUGUCUGACGAUGACAACGGGGCAGAGGUGGAGGAGGAGAGACGGAGGGCAAAGAAGGACAAGGAGAGCCUGGCACAGGCGUUGUCCGACUGUGUCAUCUACUGCAAGAGCGUGUCCUUCCGGGGCUUCCAGGAGGCCCGCAGCCAUUCCCGGCCCUUCGAGAUCUCCUCCCUCGCCGAGUCCAAGGCCAGGAAGCUCAUCCGGGAUGCGGGGAAUGAAUUUGUCCACCACAACACCUGGCAGCUGACACGCAUCUACCCCAGCGGGAUGCGGACCGACUCCUCUAACUACAGCCCCCAGGAGAUGUGGAACGUGGGGUGCCAGAUCGUGGCCCUGAACUUCCAGACAGCCGGCAUAGAGAUGGACCUGUGUGAUGGGCUCUUCAGCCAGAACGGCCGCUGCGGCUACGUGCUCAAACCACCCUUCAUGAGGGACAAGGAGACACUCUUCAACCCCAAUGACCCUGGCAGCCGGGAAGGCCCUGGCCCCAUCACCCUGACAAUCCAGGUGAUCAGUGGGCAGCAGCUGCCCAAAGUGGCCAACAGCAAGGACGAAGCCAUCAUUGACCCACUGGUGCGCGUGGAGAUCCACGGGGUCCCUGCGGAUCAGGCGCACCAGGAGACCAAGUACAUUGAGAACAACGGGUUUAACCCCCGCUGGGAUGAGACGCUCCAGUUCCAGCUCCAUGUACCUGAGCUGGCCCUCAUCCGCUUUGUGGUGGAGGAUUACGACAAGACCUCCAGGAACGACUUCGUGGGACAGUUCACCUUAGCCUUUGCCAACAUCAAACCUGGCUACCGCCACAUCCACCUCCUCUCCAAGGAUGGCACCAGCAUUCCACCCUCUUCGCUCUUCGUCCACAUCCGCAUCACCGAGCCGCCCGGCCCCGAGCAGGACUGA